AAUUAUUUAAAAAAAAUAUUUGUUAUUGAAUUCCUAUCCCUCUAAAUAGAAAUAGAAAAAAACAAAAUCCUCAAUUUCUUCACUCUUUGUAUCUACUGCUCAGCCUCGUCUCUCUUGCUUCCUCUCAUGGCGACCGGCGCUGCCCCCUUUUCUUUGUCAGGUGCAACUCAUGUCAAAGCAUGCGAACCUUGGUCUGCAAAGUCCUCCUCGUUUGUCAAGACACCUAUGGUGACUAUUCAGAGGAAAUCAAACUCUCAAGGAACAAAAACCUCCAAGUUGUCUAUUCGUGCAAACUACAGUGAUCAAAGAGGUGGAGGUGGCCAUGGUGGUGAUUUUGUUGCCGGUUUCCUUUUAGGAGGUGCAAUAUUUGGAACACUUGGCUAUAUUUUUGCUCCACAGAUACGGAGGUCAUUGCUCAAUGAAGAUGAAUAUGGUUUCCGGAAAGCCAAGCGACCAAUGUACUAUUACGAUGAAGGUUUAGAGAAAACUAGGCAAACUUUGAACAAUAAGCUAGAUCAACUGAACAGCGCCAUUGACAAAGUAUCUUCAGGGUUGAGAGGUGGAAACAAAAUGCCUUCAGUGCCUGUUGAGAGUGAUGCAGAAGAAGCUACUAUGUGAGAGAACUGGUCUUGUUCCUCUUUAUGAUCAAUCAUAGGACUCUACACAAAAGGAGGAAAUUUGGGGAUAUUGAAACAGUAUAAGGAUCAUAAAGUUUCUAGUCUUACCAGUUAUUUUAUUGUCUUCUGAAUCUUUUGGAGAUGUUUCAUCAUGGAACUUUAAAGAAAAAAAGAACAAAAAUAUGAUUUCCAGGAAGUCUAAGACUUAUGAGUGAAAACUAGUUAUUCACUUGAAUAGUCCUCGAAUUUGAAUUUUAAUUCUUCAAGCAGCAUUUGCAGAUAUUGAAGUUCAGUAUUUAAAAUGUUGAAAUA
This is a messenger RNA of Solanum verrucosum, 929 nucleotides long. RefSeq lists its product as uncharacterized. The transcript has 5 exons. Bases 127 to 618 code for a protein of 163 amino acids. Lineage: Eukaryota; Viridiplantae; Streptophyta; Magnoliopsida; Solanales; Solanaceae. Gene Ontology annotation, cellular component: chloroplast inner membrane; chloroplast thylakoid membrane. The record is from RefSeq and is a predicted model, not a curated record.